AUGCUGCCCCCAGUGGAGCUGCCGCUGUUUCCCUCGUGCUACAACUGCAUAUCUUGGUCGGCGGACGGUGAUAUUGCCGUCGCGGCAGGGGACCAUGUGCAUAUUCUGACACCCAAGGGCUCUGACCAGGGCGUUGAAGGGCAUAAAACGAGUCCAGUCCGCUGGCAAUUCACACGCGUCAAGGUCAAUGUGUUUACCAAUGAUGAGUGGCCUACAAUUUACCCACAGAAACGGGCGGACUUCUCAAUUGGAGCGGAACAGUCUAUGAGCACGGUUGUUGGACUCUCAUGGUCGCCGCCGGGGAUUGCCAAACACCGGCGAUGCCUCCUCGCCGUUUUGACGUCCAAUAUGCUGUUGUCACUAUAUGAGCCUUUCGGCCCACAGGCUAAAUGGACAAGAGUAGCUGUCGUCAAUCAUGCGUUGAGGGAUUAUCUUUCUGAUUCGGCUUUCGAUGAGGGAGUCCGUCUACGAAAGGCCAGAGUACGCGCCUUCACAUGGAGUCCCCCUCUGCAGGUCCCGGAUUCUGGUGUUCCACACGCAGCCGCAACCCCGGAAAUUCGAUGGGGAGCUGGAUUGAUUGCUCUGGCCAACGAUGAUAAUGAUAUAGUUGUCAUUCAUAUCGGUUAUUACAAAGCAGUCUCCACAUCCUCGAACUAUUAUUCCAUGGGCAUUCUGUCCUCUACGUCGCUCCAAGAAGUGGAUGAGAAUUUCUCCAAAGUACAGACUGAAUCUAUUCUAUACCAAACACUCAAGUCCCAUACCAGGGUCUCGUCUCUGGCCUGUGGGCCAUGGAUUCAUCACUCUCCCGCUAAAUCUGCAAGCGCUAUGUUAGCUGUGGUAUAUGGAUCAGGUCUGCAAACUAUUAGAGUCAAUGUGUCUAUGAGCUUGGGCACGUCACAAGACGCGCUCCGACCUUCCUACAAGCUAGAGGCUCGAACAACAGAGCAUCGCCUCAACCUUGAGAAUGGAAAUAUACACAACUACCAAUUUACUGGUCCUCUUCAGUGGCUUCAUCAGGAGGGAAUGGACCCGUUGCAUCUUGCUGCCGGCGUAUUCGCGGGAUUGCUUACAUUUUCAAUGCCAAAGUCCGUUUACGACGGGUCCAGUGUGUCCAAUGAUGGUAUUGAGAUGCGGGAGACUCCAUUUGUCGAAAAAACAAACGAAAAUACCCAAGUUGACGGCACAAACCACUGGGAGCCGAUCGGUGCCAUGGGUUCAGUGGUCAAGGACAAAGCCAGUCUACCUUCUAUCCAUCUAGGUACAAUGGGCGGGUAUACUUUUGCAAGUACGUUUGGUGACGUGCGAAACCAGGAUAGCUCGUUUACGCCCUUCUGGACCAAACAGCUGGACGACUUUCGAGAACGUUUUGAUAUCGAUCGUGACCUUGGCGGACUUGCUAUUGUCCGCGUGAGGGGGCUUGCAUCUUAUAAGGGCAUUAUUGCUGUGGCCUUCACGAUGCACCCCGGUGAUGUUAUUGAAUAUCGCACUGCGGCAGAAGAACGCACCACGCUGGUAUUUGCAUCCGCAACACCAGAAGAUGAACUUGAGGCUCAGCUGGUUCUUCCACUGCCUCCCUCGAACUUGUCACCAAGUAACCUGCGGUCAAAAAGAGAACCUAUUCUGAGACUCGUGCUCGAUUUAGGACUAGACGUUGAGAUUGCUGACCCUUGGUCCCAGAGGCUACUUUACGCGGCAGUAUGCUGCACGAUUGUUGAUUCUGAGAAUGAGGAGCUGCUAUCACUGGCACACAAAGCCUUGAUCCGGCUUGCGACUAUUACCGGUGCAGAUCUCAGCGAGGAGAUUUCCAUGUGCCUGCAGAGGAAUAGGGAUAAUAUCGUAAAGACCAAGACUAUAGAACAGCUCGAGGGACCCGGCGGGCAGUUUUAUGAGAAAUGCGAGAUGUGCAAUGCCGGCUUGACAUGGUAUUCACCACAGGAGGCGCAGUGCGCAUCCGGACACCUCUUCGUCCGAUGUGCUUUGACAUUCAUCUCCAUCCAAGACCCGGGUAUUUCUAAAUUCUGUUCCAGUUGUGGAGCAGAGUAUAUAUAUGAAGGGUUGAUCAAACCUGCCACUGCCACUGAUUUAGGACCCUUGUAUCAAAUCGUUUCAGAUACAUUCGACACUUGUGUGCAAUGCGGCGGCAAGUUUCGCGACUGA
Molecule: messenger RNA, 2157 nt
Organism: Penicilliopsis zonata CBS 506.65
Lineage: Eukaryota; Fungi; Ascomycota; Eurotiomycetes; Eurotiales; Aspergillaceae
Exons: 5
Coding region: 1-2157 (718 amino acids)
Biological process (GO): transcription initiation at RNA polymerase III promoter
Cellular component (GO): transcription factor TFIIIC complex
Molecular function (GO): histone acetyltransferase activity
Source: RefSeq, a predicted model, not a curated record